Molecule: messenger RNA, 2714 nt
Organism: Adelges cooleyi (spruce gall adelgid)
Lineage: Eukaryota; Metazoa; Arthropoda; Insecta; Hemiptera; Adelgidae
Gene: b6
Exons: 5
Coding region: 292-1707 (471 amino acids)
Source: RefSeq, a predicted model, not a curated record
UGAGUUUGCCGGGAGAACAGCAGCCGACCGACGUCCGGUUUCCGCCGACCGAUCAGUCGUUUCUCACGCACACCUUAACGCGUUUACCGCAAAGAGUAUCGAUUCGCAGUCGUCCACGUUAGUCCAUGUCCGUGCUCGAGUCGAAUUGUUUUAAAAAAAAAAAAUAUUAAUUUUAACUCGGACCGUAGGCAAAACAGUGCGACCGUCGUUUUACAGGCAAGAAUAAAAUAAUUGUAAAAAAAAAAAAAAAACAGUGGGAAAACCAGAGAAAAUUACAAUUUAUCAACCAUUAUGGGUGCGUUCGCUUGGUUACUGAUGCCUCUGAUAUCCGGUGCAAUGGUCGCUACCGCCGAACAACAAUGGAAGUCCAAUUUCAGGUACAAGCCUUACACGUGGGGCGAAAGUAUGUACCCGAUCAAGUAUUCGACAGCUUACAAGGCGGCGUCUGGGUUCCCGGCGACCAACAAUAACGAGAGGUUUUCUGCGCCCAAGUCGGACGGUUGCGAUCUGCACAAAAUCGUCUUCACCCAAGAUUCACGCUCGCCUCAGUACGUCCUGUACAAGUCGAAAAUCCCGGACAUCAAGGAGUUCACGCUCUGCCACUGGCACAACAUCUUCAACUAUACUCACGACCAUCCGAUAUUUUCAUACUCGCUGCCCGGAAGACACAGAGUCAUCUAUUCGUGGAUAGAAAAUUCGCCGGAGAAGACUUAUUACAACUUGGCCAUUAACGGCCACACGAUUUACAGAAUGAACUAUCCGGAAAAACUAUUCAAAUGGUAUCACGUUUGCCAGUCGUGGAACGGUCACACCGGCGAAUGGCAACUCUGGGUCAACACUGAGAGGGUGGGCAGAGGAUUCUACAAUCUGAUGGUCGGCAAACUCAUCAAGGGCGGCGGAGUGGCCAUUAGCGGCCGGGAAUACCUGGACCACGCGUUCGCCGUGGGCAAGAUGGCGUAUUCGGGAGAGCUGACUCUGAUGACCAUGUACAAGGCGGCGCUGACCGCCGGCAAGGCGUACAACGACCAUAAGCACCAUCACGCGCACAACUUCCACCACGGUUACGACCCGGCCAUCGACGAGGCCGACGACAACGAGGACGACGAAGCGUCGGCGUUGACGCCCGAACCUACUCUACCGCCACACUUGGCGCACGGCGGCGGAUUCGUCAACGGUCAGCGGGACCACAAUUUGCCCAUUCCCCACCUGUCGGCCCGGGACCCGCCCAAGGGACAACAGCAGCAGCAGCAGCAGGACCAACAGUUCAACCUGUUCGACGGCGGCCUUUACGACUUUUAUUCGCCGCUGAAGGCGGACAGUUCGGGAUUCGACGAGACGUUCCGAGUGAACCUGCUGGACAGACAGGACGGCCGGCGCAAGCGGAACGCCACCGAACCGUCCGCCGUCCGAAUGGGCGCACAUGACAACAACGGGUCCGAACGGGACAAGAGAUGGGUGCCGUCCGUGGGCGGAUACCGCAACAGCAGGAACGGGGGCUUCUACCGACCGCCGCUACAGCACCGGUCACCAAUUCCGUCGAAACGCGAACCCGCCGAGUGGGAAGUGUCCAAAGUGGCCGAAGUGUGUGCGGCUUGCAUGGCUGAUCCGUUCGGCGAGGCCAGCAUACUGUCGUGGCAGGACACAAAAAAACAGUUUUACAACGGAGCGCUUUUCAUGCCGGCAUUGCCCAAAUGCUAUUCGUUUUAACGCGCAUUCGAGAAAAAACAAGACCCUUCUGCUCGCCGCCCGCGAUUGCGUUGUCUCCCGCGGCAGUGUACAUUGUAAAUAACAUGUAAGAAUAAGUUCGAAUCGAGCAAUUAUUUUCAAACGAAAGUCUUUCGUGUAGACUGGAAUAAUAGAUUUUUUUAAAUUAUUAUUUACCGAAAGGCGAUUCGCGUGGCCAUAAUAUAAUAUGUACUCGGUAUAACAUAAUAACUAUUAUUAUUAUUUUAUUUUAUUUUAUUAAUAACUUAAGGAGAGCGACUAAAAAGCUACGCGGUCGUUCGUUAUGUUGCCUAUCCGAUUAGCCGUCAGCACCAAACCGAUAACGAAUUCAACGCUGUACUAAAUAUUAUCCCCAGUCGGCUGAACCGAUUUCAAUGUAAAUGCCGAAAGCAGUCCAGUACUUAGUAUAGCCAGAUGAAAGCCUAGUUAUAAGAUAUUUUUUCAGCCUUCUCUCUACCCUUGGUUGUAAUCCCGUUUCGGAUAAAUACAUGUUGUUAUAAAAUUUUCAGUAGGCACACCAUUUCAAGGUCAGGUAAAUAGAUAAAUAAACAAUUUGAAACUACAAAAGCCUAUCCGUGUCUCGACGACGUUUAACAAGAUUGGUUCAAACUGUUUUUGUUGUUUUUACCGUUAGCAUCAUUAUGUAUGCGUUGGCUUCUAUACAUUAACAGCGGAUCGCAAUUUAAACUUGUAUUGUUUGUAUUAAACCCUUCGGCGUGCCCUUUUAACCCUUGUGUUUUGCACAAAUUAACAAGGCAACCCGAAGAUUGUUAUUGUUUCGACUUUUAGCCGCGUGUAUAAUAUAUAAAGACAUUUGCUAAAUAAUAUACAUAACUGUACAUAUUAUAUUAAGUUUCACUCAAAUGUAUUAAUAAAUUAAUAAGUGGUAAACCAAAACAUAAACCCUUAGGUCAUAAUAUAAACGAUUUUGUUUAAUAAUAGAUUAUAGUAUAACUGUGAUAUCGUUACCGUGUAUAUACUAUUAUUAU